This is a messenger RNA of Phycodurus eques (leafy seadragon), 2996 nucleotides long. It is a transcript of the gene c14h14orf180, whose product is annotated as chromosome 14 C14orf180 homolog. The record is from RefSeq and is a predicted model, not a curated record. The transcript is spliced from 9 exons. Bases 199 to 1212 code for a protein of 337 amino acids. NCBI's taxonomy places the organism in Eukaryota, Metazoa, Chordata, Actinopteri, Syngnathiformes, Syngnathidae. Gene Ontology annotation, cellular component: transport vesicle; plasma membrane; trans-Golgi network. Gene Ontology annotation, biological process: positive regulation of Golgi to plasma membrane protein transport. Gene Ontology annotation, molecular function: connexin binding.
GAAGAGGGAGGGGAAUGGAUGUGAUCAGCGUGGGUCGCCGGAGCUCCCACAGCCUGCUCCUUAUAACCUGUCCUUGACGGGACAUUCCCGGACGAGAUUGAGUCAUGAGCUGCCCAUGAGAGUGCAGAAGUGCUGAUUUGUCCUCCGCAUCCGGCGCUCUCUGAUGGGAGGCAGUGCCGGCUUCGGCUGGGACUGGGGAUGCUGAGUGGGGAGAGGGAGGGCCUGUUUGAGCUGGGACAGCAGCUCCAGCAGCAGGGGGAGUACCAGGCCGCCCUGCACUGUUUCCUCAGCUGCCUGCUUGGACUGACUCAUGUGCAGAGCUUCACCUCUCUGCCCAACUGCUUGCACCAGAUUGCAGAACUGUUCAUCACCGAAAAGAAUUAUGGGAAGGCCCUCCAGUUCAUCCAAGCUGAAAAAAUGUUCUACGAGGUCGCACUGAUCGAGCUCACCGCUCUGCACGGGAGCACAGGGCUCCAGGAAGAGCCUUCGCUGGGCUCUGCAGGACGGGCGACCCCAGAGGAGCUCUCGGAGCAGGCCUCCCAGGCACAACACCUCGAGCGGCUGGCCCACCUCUGCAUCAUGAGCAAACAACCUCAUCUUGCGCUAGAGUACAGUGGUAAGGCUGCCCAGAUCCACCAGAGGGCCUUUGGUAACGACCAUCCAAUAACAGCCAGAAGCCUGGAGUUUAUGGCCACAGUCUAUGCUGAGAUUGGCAAGACUGAAUAUUCAGACUCCCUGGGUCAGUGUGUGUCUGCGCUGUCCAAACGCUUCGUUGCUGCUGAGUGCAUCAGGGACACAGUCAACUGUUUUCCUCAUUCACAUCCGGAAAAACACUCAGAGGUUCGCCACAGAAAGGACUCUCGCCACCAACAGUUUAUCAAGGGGAAAAUCCCCACAUCCAUCCUCAAGAAGCCAAGCCCCACUUACGGGUCAGAUACAGAAGCCACCCAAAGACGGAGAGGCGAGCGGAGAGUUCGAUUCCGGGAGCCGGAAACCACAGUGCAUGCCUAUGAGACGACGCCCUCCCGCCCUCACCUGGUCCUUUUCGCUUGCAUCUUCCUGAUGAUGUCCUUCGUUGGCAUCGCCAUGUACUGUACAGAUCGGCGGCGUCCGCAGCGAGUGUGCGAGCAGCUGGAGGCCGCUCUGGCUGUCUACCUGCUUCACAUGAAGCAGCUUGUGUGGGGUUGUUGGAUAUGGCUGACCAUGCAGUGAUGGGGACCAACCACAGGAGGAGACAUAUACUGCGUGCAACCUUUGUGGUGAAACAUGCAGCCGACCGGUAGCUCCCAUGUGUGGAAAGCUGUUAGAUUUAUUUGAUAUCCUUGACAUCCAAGGUCCAUGUAGUAGUACCCUCUUAGUCCUCACUGGUAUGACAAUUCACCGUUACUAGUAAUGUUUUUUUCCCCCACUAUUACUGACUCUUGUGGCAUACAUGUAUGCAGUUAAACCUCACUAGUAAAUUACUGUGCUGUACUAAUACUAGUAGUAGUACGACUGUAACACUGUGGACCCAAUUUAUUGGCAUGUGUUUCGGACUAGUAGCCUCCUGGACCCUACGUAUAGCGGCAAAAUGCCCACUAGUAGUUUUACCUCCAUAGUAACAUGUAGUUCUCCUACGAAUAUGCCACGCUACUAAUGUGCAGAAAUGUCAUAAAAUAGUGAUUUUUUUAUUUUUAUUUUUUUUUACCAAUAAGACAGCUGCUCUAGCGAGGAAAAAGAGUGUACUAGUACAUGGACUUUAAACUGGAUAUUAAGGAUACUGAAUAAAUGCUUUCCCAAACCAAGCUCGUUUGUGUAUGUUUACAUUCGCACUGCGUUGGUGUCACAACUUCUUAUUCCUCCCAUUCAUAUGUUUUGCACAUUUACGCUCACAUAUUGCUUGCCGCACUUUAUUCUUCAGCUGGGCUCUAUUGUAAAUAUUGUAUGUUAUUUACAUUGAAUGCAAAUAUUUAUUUUGGUCCAGUACAUGAUUUGUGUAUAUGUGACAUGCAAUUGAAUGUGUUUGUGCAAUACACUAACAAAUAUCAUAAUAUUCAGCUUUGUAUUUGUCUGUGACACACAAUUAGACACACUUACACAAUCCAAUGGAAGAGCCACAUCAAGUGUAAUGUGGGCUUUAUAAAGAUGAUCAUUCAGUUAUUUUGGUGAGAUGUUUAUUACCACUUCGACUACGACAAAUAACCAUUGUUAAAUUAAUACAAUCUCGGUCAAUACCAAGUGUUUUUAUCUUUGUAAAGGUUGUUUGUAUGUAAAACUGGUAUUGGAUCUCAUUAGCUUGUGCAGGUGUAUUUAAUGUGUCCUGUGAGUCUAUUUGUCAGCUGUAAUUCGUGCAAAAUGUGGAAGAGGCCACAAGCUGCUCAAUGAUGAUGUUAACGAGAUUGCUUUCUGUCACAUUCCAAGACUGGUCGACAAAUCAUCUGAAAACCAUCCCUAAAAGCAUAAGGUUUCGAACUGUUAAAGAUUAUCUGUUACGUUUCAUUGCAAAAGCAAUAAUUAGAUUUCCUUUGUGGUGACAGAUGCUAAUCAAGCUUUAGAUAAAUGUGUGGAUGAGUGACAGCUGGAGCAUAUUCAACUUAUAUAAAGGUAUUUUGAGGCCAAACACAGACGACAAAUAGAACCAGCUGUUAUGUCAGCCCUCUUUAUCAAACCAUAAUUCAAACCACCAUAUGCAUUUAUAGGCACACAAUCACACUGUACCUCUCAUUAUGAGCAAUAACUCGUAUCCCAUAUUUACCAUUAUAACAUAGUUCUUCAUGUAAUGGAUUUCAGGGAAAGUAGAUUUUGUCAAACCAAUAUCUCAUAUAUAUAAUACUUGUUUGGAAGCAAAGAGGCUAUACUCUUGUAAACAAAGCUGCCAAUGGUAAUGAAAAAAUGUGUAUGCACAGUUACCUUCGCUGCAUUUCAGGUCACUUUGUAAGAAGUGCCUUUAUGGACUGUUUUUUUGGUACCUUCUGUUUUGUGAUUUCAGCUGUUUUCAAUAAAACUCAUCAAAUGGU